AUGAAGCGCAGCCAUGGCGACUACCUCUUGCCGAGCGGCGACCGCGUCUCGGGCGGCCUCGAUCUCAUGCUCAACUGGCUCGGCGCCGACAAGCGCUUCCUGCUGCACAUUGCCAUCUACGAAGAAAUUUGGAUCUCAUUCUGCGCUGGCUCGCGUGCUGCGGCCGCGCGCUUUGGCCGCCACCGCUUCGUGCGCUUCGUCCACGAACUCGGAUACCCGGCGACGGUCCAGGCCAUGAACUCGGCGGCGUGCUACGGCCACCUCGACGUGCUGCGCUUCCUCCACGAGCACCGAGACGAGGGCUGCACGAGCAAAGGCAAGGACUACGCGGCCGAGAACGGUCACUUGGACGUCGUGCGCUUCCUGCACUCGCACCGGUCGGAAGACUGCUCCAUGGCUGCGCUCAACUUUGCCGCGCGCAACGGCCACUUGGACGUUGUCCGCUUCUCGAACACACAGCGCGACGACGGUGCGACAGUCGACGCAAUGGAUUUUGCCGUGUGCAACGGCCAUCUCGACGUCGUCUUGUACCUGCACGCGCAGCGCACGGAAGGGUGUACGCGCUUUGCCAUGGACUACGCAGCCAUAGGCGGCCACUUGCGCGUCGUCGCCUUCCUGCACGAGUCGCGCUCCGAAGGCUGCACGACGCUCGCGAUGGACGGCGCGGCCGAAGGUGGGCACCUCGACGUCGUGGCCUAUCUGCACCGCCACCGCCAUGAAGGCUGCACAGACAAAGCACUCGAGGGCGCAACGUACCGCGGCCGCGAAGACGUGGUCCGGUUUCUCUUGGCCCACCGAAACGAGGGCGACCUCGAGCCAGGGCACACCAACAUCAUUCUGUUUUAA
Messenger RNA from Saprolegnia diclina VS20, 846 nucleotides. RefSeq lists its product as hypothetical. Lineage: Eukaryota; Oomycota; Saprolegniomycetes; Saprolegniales; Saprolegniaceae. Bases 1 to 846 code for a protein of 281 amino acids. Gene Ontology annotation, molecular function: protein binding. The transcript has 3 exons. The record is from RefSeq and is a predicted model, not a curated record.